Messenger RNA from Pygocentrus nattereri (red-bellied piranha), 3995 nucleotides. It is a transcript of the gene sh3glb2a, whose product is annotated as SH3-domain GRB2-like endophilin B2a. The transcript has 14 exons. Gene Ontology annotation, molecular function: protein binding. Gene Ontology annotation, cellular component: membrane; cytoplasm. NCBI's taxonomy places the organism in Eukaryota, Metazoa, Chordata, Actinopteri, Characiformes, Serrasalmidae. The record is from RefSeq and is a predicted model, not a curated record. The coding region runs from base 89 to 1342 and encodes 417 amino acids. Gene Ontology annotation, biological process: membrane organization.
CUAGCAGAUUCUCGAGAGCACCGAUGACACAGUUAGAGUCACUCCGUACACAGAUACGGAACCGUCUGAGGGCUCUGCCUGCUGUUUCAUGCUGGCCUCUGAGGAACUUGUGAAGCUUCGUUUAUGUUUAUUCGCGGACACGAUGGAUUUUAGCGUGAAGAAGCUGGCCUCUGAUGCCGGAGUGUUCUUCUCUCGGGCCGUGCAGUAUACGGAGGAGAAACUGGGACAGGCAGAGAAGACCGAGUUGGAUGCUCAUUUUGAGGGUUUACUUGCUCGAGCUGAUUGCACCAAAAACUGGACUGAGAAAAUCUACAGACAGACAGAAGUUCUGCUACAGCCAAACCCAAUUGACCACACUGGUGCCAGAAUUGAGGAAUUCCUUUAUGAAAAACUUGAUCGAAAAGUCCCAUAUCGAGCCACCAAUGGAGAAAUCCUGGGGCAGUAUAUGCUUGAGGCGGCCAAAGAGUUUGGACCAGGAACGCCUUAUGGAAGUACCUUGAUUCAGGUGGGUGAUUGCCAGAGGAGAUUGGGAGGAGCAGAACGAGAGUUUCUGCAGACAUCGUCCAUUAGCUUCCUCACACCGCUGCGGAACUUUCUGGAGGGGGACUGGAGGACCAUAACAAAAGAGAGGCGGCUCCUAGAGAACCGGCGGCUGGAUUUAGACGCCUGUAAAGCCAGGCUAAAGAAGGCCAAAGCAGCAGAGGCUAAAGCAGCUUGUGAGGGAGAAGCGGUGCCAGACUUCCAGGAGACCAGACCACGUAAUUAUGUGCUGUCUGCCAGCGCCUCAGCCCUCUGGAGCGAGGAGGUGGAGAAAGCAGAGCAGGAGUUGAGGGUGGCUCAGACAGAAUUUGACCGACAAGCUGAGGUCACAAGGCUGCUGCUGGAGGGCAUAAGUAGCACACAUGUAAAUCACUUGCGAUGCCUGCAUGAGUUUGUGGAAGCCCAGGCCACUUAUUACAGCCAGUGUCACCACUUCAUGCAGGAACUACAGAAAGAACUGUCCAGUGCUAAUGGAGAUGUAAGGUAUCCAAAUUCAUUCGUGGUGAACCCUAGAUCUGUCAGGAGUCCCUCUGCUGACCCCUCUUCUACUUUGCCCAUAAACUCGUUAAGCCCAGAGACGGAGCCCCUUCAGAUUGAGGAGGUGCAGCCGCCUGCCAGCGGCACGCGCAAAGCUAAAGUCCUGUACGACUAUGACGCUGCCGACACCAGUGAACUCUCGCUAUUGGCAGAUGAGCUCAUUACAGUGUACACUGUGCCAGGCAUGGACUCUGAUUGGCUGAUUGGAGAACGAGGAAACCAGAAAGGGAAGGUGCCUGUCACAUACCUGGAGCUGUUGAGCUAAAGAACCUAUAAAGGAUGCAAAUACAUCUAUAUACAAUUACAUGCACUAACAUAGUUCAGAAUAGAUCCAGACAUGGACUCAAUUUCAUACUUUUGACUAAGAACUUUUUUGUUGAGGGUUUGAUCUGUUUUGAUGCCAAGCUUAAUUUACUGACUCUCAGCAGCAGCAUUUACACAGUUCUGGAACUAGGUUAAAGCAUUUUAUGCCGUGAUCACGAUACAGUGACAUCACAAGCCAUUCAGGGCUUUUCCUACCAAACACACUUUUGCAAAACCAUUCAGACCAAAAAAGCUGACUUGUGCACUAAUGGGUUAUCUCUGAUAGAUUUCAGCAUUGCAACUAACAGCCAAAAUAUAGAAGCCAACAAUUAUGUCACUCCGAAUGCUUGAAUUUCAAGUCUCCAGACCUUGAUGUAGAUGUAUGCCUGCCAGUGAAUUUCUGUGCUAGAAUACACUGGACCUAUUAGUCCAUCUCUAACUUAUCAUACCUUCAUUAUCUUCUUUCACAGUUUAAUCAACUCUAACUUCUUCCACUAAACAGAAACCCUUGUGCUCAUAGGUCAGUUUUGAAGUCUAAAUGCUUGUCUGUUUGCGCUGUUUUAGUGACUCAGCACUCUGGAACAUCUACCUGUCUUAUCUACUGCCCUUACAUUCCCUCAUAGAAUGUAGCAAGCUCUCUGUAACACAGUGCAACCAUUGUUUACAUUGGCAGUCCCAGCAAAUUUUCUGAAAUUUUAUCAGUUUUCUUCAGAUCUUGAGUAAUGGCACGACUUUAGGUUGCUUAAGAUAUCUCAUGAAUUUUGUCUCAUUGCUUGGAAAUGAAGGUGGGCCAUAUUCUUUUAAACAUACAAAUGAGUCCUAUUUAAGCUGGAUUCGUUUAACCUGGGGAGGUGCUGCAUUACUUAUGAGAUCUGUGAUUUUUUAAAAUUCAGUGCGAAUAGUAAUAAUAAUAAUAAUAAUAAUAAUAAUAAUAAUAAUAAAUGACUUAAUGCAGAGCUCAGUAAUGGUAGCCCUGUUUGAAUCAACAUCACAGUAAUAUAUUGACAAAACCAGGUAAUAGAAAAUGGCAAAAUUUUAUUUUUUUUUAUGUUUUUUUUAAUGUUUUUUUUAAUGUAAAGCCUUACAGCUAAAUGGAGCUUGAUUCACCCAAUUCCUCAAUCCUCAAAUUCAAGGAGACUGAAAUCCUGAAAUUCUGGCGAUGGAAAACAAGAUCUCAAAAAUACCUCUCGCGAGGCAGUUUUCUGCCUUAUUGGCAUUUGGUAAGUUGAAUGAACCCACUUUACUAGCCUAGUAGUCUGUGUGCUGCAGAAUGUGUUGUCAUUGUUCAGAAGUGUGGAGCCUGUUGUGUAAAGCUGAUGUAAACAUCCGCACGUAGAUAUUUCAAUCUGGCCCAUUUGUGGUCCUUUGCAGAAAUUUCGCAGAUCUUUUAUCCUGUUUGAAUCAAAUUACACACAAAUUAUAAUUCUAUAUAAUAUAAUAAUAUUAUAUAUAAUUAUAAUACUGGACCUUCUCUGGUUAAACUAAUCCAGCUUUAGACCACGAUGGCCAUUAAUGCUUCCACUCAUGAUGAGCAGGAUUGCUGUGAGAGAGAGAUAGUCACACAUGUUGUGCUGGAAACCAUUAAUAAGAUUUUGCCUCACAAUCUGCGUCCCUUGCUUAAUUUGCGCCAUGCAUGUGCACCAUUGUCAUGGACCCGCAGGGAGCAUUGCUUUUAUUGGCACCAGCUGACAGCACCUGACCUGUGCCACAAAUGUGUAAGCAUGGCAGUUUAAAAUUGUAGUUGAGCUGUAACAAAACACAGAGCUAUAAGAUGUGUGUAUCAACCUGAGUGGUCUUGCUUUGUGUAAGACAGCAUUCUUAGCCUGUAUAGGUGCUACAAUAACAAUAGUAUGCACAAAGCUGGGCAAAAUAUAGCCUGAAUAUCAUAGGAAGGCUUUAUAUUCCAUAUGUAGUACACAUUACAUUGGUUAUUAUAUAACUGCUUCUAUAACACACAUACGUGCAGUAUAUGUCUAAAUAGAAAGCCAUUUAUGUUAAGUCGUAGUUGUAAAACGUCCAGUCCAACAUUUAGUGCAGUAUUUGGGUGUAGAAGCCUCAUGACCUCUGUGGUGCGCUAUACAGGGAAUAAUAUUUGUAAUAUUUGUGAUUCAGUCACAGACAUGCUCUCAUGCUAAAGCAGGUUUUUGUUCACAUCCCUCACUUCUUCCUUUGCUCUAAACUGAAUCUUUUCAGCCAUAGAAAGAAACUACGUAGUGUUAACCUAGGAAGGAGAAUGAGACUGCUAAUAUAGUGGUUUCAGCAUUAAACAGUCCAAGAUUAUCUGCAUACAGAUCAGGCAACAUCGCAAAACCUAAUGCAGUUCACACGAGUGACAGUGGUGCACAUACGUGGUGCAAGUCUGGCAGGGGAUGCAGAUCAGGUAACGACAGAAGAGUAUAUGUAGACAGUCAAAAAUCAGAAGUGACAAACAAGAAGGGACAUUUUUAAUGUAGCUUUAAACCAUUGCUGUGAAACAUGCUUUCAGAUGUUCAUAUAUACACUCACCAGCCACUUUAUGAGGUACUAGUAAAAGGUUGGACCCCCUUUCGCCUUCAGAAUGGUCUUAAUUCUUCGUGGCACACUUUCAACAAGGUGUUGGAAACGUUCCUCAGAGA